Messenger RNA from Centropristis striata (black sea bass), 6787 nucleotides. It is a transcript of the gene lrrc4ca, whose product is annotated as leucine rich repeat containing 4C, genome duplicate a. NCBI's taxonomy places the organism in Eukaryota, Metazoa, Chordata, Actinopteri, Perciformes, Serranidae. Gene Ontology annotation, biological process: modulation of chemical synaptic transmission; synaptic membrane adhesion; regulation of axonogenesis. Gene Ontology annotation, molecular function: cell-cell adhesion mediator activity. The transcript is spliced from 3 exons. Bases 1246 to 3189 code for a protein of 647 amino acids. The record is from RefSeq and is a predicted model, not a curated record. Gene Ontology annotation, cellular component: postsynaptic density membrane; plasma membrane; glutamatergic synapse.
UUUGUGUGUGCAUGUGUCUGUGUGUCUGUGUCACAUCAAUGGAUAGGCGAGGCUUGAAAUGCCGAAAUGCAUACAUAGAUGGAACGAGGGCGCAGAAGUGAUGACUGCUUUUGGUGAACUAUAACUCCCGUCCAGACAGGGUGAAUCAAGGCUCGGCGCGGACAACAUGUAAGAAUUGAAGCUUUGGUGUACAACGACACUGCCUGAAUUUCUGAUGGGCUUUUAAAAGGCUUCUUAAGGAUACCUGCUGGAUUUUUCCCCACGUUACAUACCAGCGUUCUUCCUCUGGAAAAUGGAGAUCGGAACAACCUGAAGAAGAGAGAUAUUGUGUAAUCUCGGCAACUUUAUUCAUUCUCCAAUGCACCGGAUACCUAUUCGCUCACUAAGCUGCGGGACUUCUUUCAUCGCUAUAACCUGGAGGGAAAAUAGAUAUAAGCAUCUUGAAUUGCGCACUGGGUUGUGAGGUGAAAUCUAAUCAGAUUCAGCAGGGUUGAUGACUAAGAAGUAAUAGGGACUUGAAGAAAAGUUACGUUUAAAAACGACACCGAGCGGGACGUUAAAAAAAAAACCCCACAUCUGCCUGUCAAUGCAUGGAUGAUGGUCUGUCAUACUGUCUUAUGACAAGCUUUUCAGGAUGGAUCUACCUGGAAAUUGACCACACGAGGUUGUGAAGAGGUUACUUUCCUAACCUUUAAUCCAGAUCUGAGAGAGAAUUUUAAAAAACAGUCUUACUUCACAUCCACCUAAGUCAUCAUUUGGAGAAAACCCGGGACCACAGUGGGUAUCGCUUUACAUCGGGAGAGUAGUUUCAACAAUGGCACUUGUGGGUGCCUCCGUUUUAUGUGCGUCCUGAAGAAGAAAAAGAAGAAGAAGAAGAAGAGGAGGAAAUAUCGGAUGCAUUAUCAUCACUGUGAGAGACUGAUGUGUGGAUUUACAUACCACGUCGUUUUGAGAGUGGGAACGCAAUGUGUCUGACGAGAAAAUAUCGCCACGGAUUCUGCAAAAUCGCCUGAGAAUUGCAGAUGUUUUUUCGAUGCAGUUUUUGGGGAGGGAGCGGAAGAGGGGACCGUUCUCCGUCUAAAGCAGAGAUCCUGCAGACCUCGGCAGUCUUCGUGAACAAGGACAGCUUUACAGUGGAUUGGAAGUUAACAUGAGGAUGACCAGAACCCAUUGGAACUGUGAUUGAAUUGGCAGUGAGCCCAAAUCCUCAUUCCAAAGAGUGGAAGACCAGUCAACGAAUUAUGAAUGUUAAACAAGAUGACCUCCUCUCAGCAGCAGCAGAUGAUGCGAGGUCCUAGGUGGAACCGGGCCUUGUCCGACCCUUUGUUUGUGCUGCUUCUGGCCCUCCAGCUGCUGGUGGUGGCAGGGCUGGUACGUGCUCAGACGUGCCCCUCUGUCUGCUCCUGUAGUAACCAGUUCAGCAAAGUCAUCUGCACCCGGCGGGGCCUGCGGGAUGUCCCUGAUGGCAUCUCUACUAACACGCGCUACCUGAAUCUGCAAGAAAAUCUCAUUCAGGUCAUAAAGGUGGACAGCUUCAAGCACCUAAGACAUCUGGAGAUCCUACAGCUGAGCAAAAACCACAUACGCAAAAUUGAGCUUGGGGCCUUCAAUGGACUGGCCAGCCUCAAUACCCUGGAGCUUUUUGAUAACCGCCUCACUACUAUCCCAAACGGGGCAUUUGAGUACCUGUCCAAACUAAAGGAGCUUUGGUUGAGGAAUAAUCCCAUAGAGAGCAUUCCCUCCUAUGCUUUCAACAGAGUGCCCUCAUUACGGCGGUUGGACCUGGGGGAGCUCAAGCGGCUCUCCUACAUAUCUGAGGGGGCCUUUGAAGGGCUGAGCAAUCUACGCUACUUAAAUCUGGGAAUGUGCAAUCUGAAAGAAAUUCCCAACCUUAUUCCCCUGGUGAAGCUGGAUGAACUGGAGAUGUCGGGGAACCAGCUGACUGUCAUCCGGCCUGGCUCUUUUAAAGGGCUCAUCCAUUUGCAGAAGCUAUGGAUGAUGCAUGCCCAGAUCCAGACCAUAGAAAGGAACUCUUUUGAUGACCUGCAGUCACUAGUGGAGCUCAAUCUAGCCCAUAACAACCUUACCCUUUUGCCCCAUGAUCUCUUCACUCCUUUACAUCACCUGGAGAGGGUGCACUUGCACCACAACCCGUGGAAUUGUAACUGUGACAUCCUCUGGCUAAGCUGGUGGCUUAAGGAGAUGGUACCAGCAAACACCAGCUGCUGUGCCCGCUGCAGCUCCCCAACCCACCAUAAGGGACGAUACAUUGGCGAGCUGGACCAGAACUACUUUCACUGUUAUGCUCCUGUUAUUGUGGAGCCUCCCGCAGACCUAAAUGUGACAGAGGGAAGCGCUGCCGAGUUGAAAUGCAGAGCCAGCUCCUUGACCUCGGUCAGCUGGAUUACACCCAAUGGUUCCAUCAUGACACACGGUGCUUACAAGAUCAGAAUCUCCGUGCUGAACGAUGGCACUCUGAACUUUACCAAUGUUACCAUGCAGGACACGGGCACAUACACAUGUAUGGUCAGUAAUUCUGCAGGUAACACAACAGCAUCUGCCACACUCAAUGUGUCCUCUACAGAGAACAGCAGCUUCAGCUACUUCACCACAGUGACAGUGGAGACCAUCGAGACUCCACAUAAUGAAGGCUUCACCACCGCUGUGCAGCAGAAAGUGGGACCCACCCCCUCUGCUGGUGCAUGGGAGUCUGUCUCACCCACCUCUACAACCACCACAACAGUCCGGACCCCGCUCUCCACCCGCGCCACGGAGAAGACUUACACAAUCCCCGUCACGGAGCUGGGGGAGGGCUCGCUGAACGGCUUGGACGAGGUGAUGAAGACGACCAAGAUCAUCAUUGGCUGCUUCGUCGCGAUCACACUCAUGGCAGCCGUCAUGCUGAUCAUCUUCUACAAGAUGCGCAAACAGCACCACCAGCAGAACCACCACGCACCCCAACGCACCAUUGAGAUCAUCAAUGUGGAUGAGGACUGUGUAACGGGAGGCCCGGGCAUGGAGGGCCACCUGACCCUGCCUCCUCUUGAGCACGAGCACCUCAACCACUAUAACACCUACAAGACUGCAUACAACCAUGCCUCCACUAUCAACUCCAUACACAGCUCAGCGCACGAACCUUUGCUAAUCCGGGCCAGCUCGAAAGACAAUGUACAAGAGACCCAAAUCUAAUCCCUUUUUUUUUUCAAAAUGAGACAUUAUAAAACUGAUGGAAUUACAUAAAAACAUUGCUGACAGGACUUUACUGACAAUUGGUAAUGAGGACUCUGGCUCAAACAUGGAGGAACAGACUCAAGUGUUUAGCAAAUCAGUGGUGGGUGAUGUUUAUUCAAUGACUUUGGGAAUUAGGGUAUGUCUACUGUUUCAAAAAGUGUCUUUACAAAACAGAAGUUAUUUAUUUAAGAAAAAACUAUUGUGGUUAAAUCAAGAAAAAACUGUAUUCUGCAAUUAUUUUUUCAGCACUUAUUUCAUGUUUUUUCCCCUUCCUCUCAUUUCACGGGAUUGGUUUACUAAUAUGCUUUCAAACUCUGUUUGAAAACAUCUGUUGAAGAAAAACUACUGAAGCAAAUUAUUGUUCUUUUUUUUGGUAAACUGCAGUGUUUGGAUGAGAAGAGAUAGUAACAUCAUUUCCCCCAUGUAUCAAAGGAAUCUAGAGCACAUUAGCGAUCUUCUCCAGCUGUGGAUUAAGUGAUGAAAUCUUUUGUGACCAUCUGUAACUGAGAUGAAUUGAGCACUUGUUCAUUAUUUUACAGUGAGUGACAGAACUGUCAGUGACGAAAUUUGAUCAUAAUUCACUGUUUAAUUAUAUCUGUCACAUACAUAUGAGGCACUUUGCUCUGUCAUCAGUCGAGUGAGGAUUUUAAAUGACGGGAAUAUGCCCUGCAUUCUUCUGUUGUAAAAGUCGAGGCUCACUAUUAGAAGUGCAUUUUAGUUAAAUUAAAUUCUAUUGAUUAACGAUGAAAAGAACUUACAUUUGUCUUUGUGUUCCUAAUGUAUAUGCAAAAAAAAAUACCUAAUCUCCACUUGUUUUGAUUCAAGUUCCCAGCUUCUCUGAGACAUUUAAGAGAUUAUUAUAGAGAACAUUAAUUACAUUAAGACCAAUUUAUAUUCUCAGAGUCAUGAUACAGGAGCAGCAUUAAUAAGUACUUUAGAUUCUACAUAUCUGUGAUUGAAAAAAAUACGAAAGUCUUGUCAAGAAUAUAGAUGAUCUGACGAAAGUCCACUGCCUCCAAAUGUUUUCAAUGUAUCAUGGCCUCACCUUUACCUCACGGUGCUUUGUACUGUGGCAUAUGAAGAUGAUUGCUUUGAAGCCACCUUUUUCAUGCCCGGACCCCUUACCUCAUCUGCAAUACUGCAGGACUGAAUGCUGUCAGAAGCAGACUGAUGAGCUGAAGAAAGAGCUUAAACCCUUUAUACAGCUGUCUGAGCACAUUGCCUGUCAUCUGUGUGCCACGUUUCCACAUGGGCAGUGCCUGGCACCCCCAGAUUCACACCCUGCCCCUGCCAACCACAGCUCUUGGCCCCCUGAGCGGCGGGGCUUAUGCUGCGAGAGGCUUUAGGGGUGAAUGUGUGGGAUCGGGCAUCAACCAGAUGUUUGGGUUGCACCUGCCUCUCUCCCUCUCCCUUUGCGACAACACAAUUUCCAUUUUAAUUGAUGUGCCCAUGGGCUUUGGAUGAACACAGCUCUGCAGGCGCCCACACCUUGGAAACCAUUUCAAAGUCCCCACUGUGAAAAAUGGCGGCAGGCACCAUAAAUGCAGAGGUUAGGCAGACAUGUGCCAUAUUCAACACUUAGGGAGAUGCCCCAGGUUUAUUUUUAGGAAAUAAGGGCAGUUUCUGCUCCCCUAACAGUAAUAUAUAUAUAAAAAGUUAGGCCACUGUCAUGCUUAAUUCAGUUUUGUGUUUUCAUUAUAGCAAGGUGUUACAGUAUGGAAAUAUAUAGAGGAGAAUGACUCAUAAAAACUAAUGUUACAGAUGGUGGCAUGCACUUUCUGUUGAGUCAUUAUGCACUUGAAUAACAAUGAAUUUGUACUCCACCAAAAGUUCACACUAUGCUGGAGUUAAAAAUACUCUUUAGGGCUGAAAGGUAUAGGCUCAUAUUAAUGGUGGUUACAGUAGAUUCCAAUGGUAGCAGUGUUUUGUUUUGUUUUUACAGCAGAAAUAAAAUACCAACGCAUCCACUGAAACCUCUCAUAUUACCACUGCUGCACAAUCAAUAUCAAGUCUCGUUUGUUUCAAACAGUCACCAUUUGGUUAAAACAUCACACGGUCAAUCUAAAGCUGUAAUGUUCAUAGGCCCAUGCAUGUCACAGCGGCCACCUCCUUCCCUUCCAUUGGUCAAAACCACUCUAACCUAUACUGGCUAGCCUUACUCUGCACUUCCUUAAACAAAGCCACUGAAUAUGAAUUCAACUUCAAUAUCCAACAUUGUAGAUUAUAGUCGAACAACAAAAUGAUAUAACUAUUAAACUUUUAAAACCACCAUUAAAGCCUACAGAGAUUGACUACUCAUCAAGACAGAUUUUUGAACUACAAGACAAAUAGGCCUUCUCCGAAUUUAAUGUGUCAGCAUUUUUCAAUUGAGAAUAAAUGAGAUACAGUAUUUUCUCGGUAUUUCAUGACGAGGAUAUGAAAAGAGAAUUAAAUUAAACAAUAAGAUAAUAAUCUAAAGCCCUAUUCCCACAAGACUUAUAUUACCUGGGGUCCUCUUGUGAUAUGUAAUACAAUAAGUGCAUAGAUUAUAUAUGUUAAUAAUCUAUGUCUGUAAUCUGGUAAUUAAACAUCUUAAAUUACUACUAUAUUUCACCUAAUACAGAGGUCAUUUAAUAUAAUUUGUCUCGUGUGAAAUAGCAUUUUAAUUUGUUUUUUGUGCUAAUUUUUCUUCCUCUUCAAGGUCAAGAAUUAUAGAGGCUGCAGUGGAAAUUAUUAAUGGGAGCUUUGAUACUAUUUUGGGUGCAAAUGCAGGAGGCUAUUGUAUCCACUCAAUAUAGAGACCCACUGUAUGUUUUGAAAUAAUUUGAUAAUCAAGAUAAUUCUGGAGAUUAGUUUAGCAAAUUGAUUUCUUCACUUUGAAUGUGCUGCACACAACACAGAUAUGGGGGGUUUCUGAAUAGCACGAGGUCCCCAGAUAAUUUUAGUCCAGAUGGAAUGAGAUAAUUGAUUACCCCGUAUCGAGCUUCUUUCGUCACCCCCUGACACUAUUUAUCCCAUAAUUGCACUUCUGUGGAGUUUGGCACAUUUGUAAACCAUAGAAUGACAGGGCUGUGUGUGUCAUUUAGUCUGUGUUUGAGUUCCUAGUGGUGGAAUGUGGAUCACAAUUCUACUCAGUUUACGUAAGAGAGUGUAACCAUCCUCCCCUUUUUGCCUUUAGUUGGAGGUAAAUUGUCUGAAAAUUUAAAUGGUAAAUUUGUUGCAUUUUAGUCAAGCUGUCUCAUGUAUGUAAGAUAUCUAAAUAUUUUUGGUCAAUAUUCUUUUCUUUCCACAUUCUUUUCUUUUUUUCUGAGAGGGAAUGCUGUUCUAGUGGUAGAUUUAUAUAAAAAUACAUUUUGAGAAUAAAACAAAACAAAAACAAAAAUUUUUAAAUUUUGAUUUUACAUGUGCCAACAACCUGUUCUAAAAGUGAAAAAGAGAAACAUGCUGUAAAAGAAUAAGAGAUUGAUUUUCAUGUAAGCAUUCUUUCAUGACCUUUAAAAGAUAUGGAGAUUGAUUAUAGAGACCAGAGUUUGUAGUUCAUACACAAAAUAUGGUUAAAAUAAACUAUUGUUGUUUU